AAAGAGAUUUUCUUUUUUCAGGAUCUUAGCUCAUCUGAGGAGGUUCCGCUACAAUCCAAUCCUUGUACAUUUAUACCUUCUUCAAAAGUGAGCUAAGCAUGGCCAGUGGGAAGAUUCAGACAGUGUUGGGCCCCAUCAACCCAGAAGACCUUGGGAUUACAAUGGCUCAUGAGCAUUUAUCCAUGACUUUUGAUGUUGCCUAUGUGCCUCCUCCAAAAGGAAUGGAAGGCAUGUCUGAGUGUCCAUUCACAAUAGAAAACCUUGGCUGGAUUCGUCAAUAUCCUUUCAGCCAUAAGGAGAAUUUGCAGCUUUGUGGUUCUGAGGUAGUAGAAGCUGUGAAGAAAGAUCUUGAGCAAUAUAAAGCAUUGGGAGGACAGGGAAUAGUGGAAUGCACAACUCAUGGACUGCAGAGAAAAGCUGGUCUGUUGAGGGAUCUCAGCCGAGAGACUGGCAUUCACAUCAUUGCUGGAACAGGAUUUUACGUGGCAGGGGCUCAACGGAUGGAUGUCUUAAAUCGCCCUAUGGAAGUGUUGGUUAAGCUCAUGGCCACGGAACUUCAAACUGGCUGUAUUGAUGCUGCUGAUGUCAAGUGUGGCAUUCUGGGGGAGAUUGGAACCAGCUGGCCUCUACAUGACUUCGAGAAGUGUGUGCUGGAGGCAGCAGCACAAGUUCAACGCAUUGUGGGUUGCCCAGUCAUGUUUGGACCUGGACCUCAUCAUGAAGCUCCACUUGAAAUUGUUCGAUUGUUUCAAGAAGCUGGGGGAGACGCUAGCAAAGCUUCCAUGGCUCAUCUGGAAUGUACAAUCCAGGAUGAGGGCCAACUCUCUGAAUUUGCUGAACUGGGAACUUACAUGCAGUUUGACCUGUUUGGUAUGGAAUCCUCACAAUAUCAGCCAAAUGAAGCUGUUGAUAUGCCAUCAGAUGCACAGCGUAUUCAACGUCUUUGGCAAUUGGUUGAUGAAGGAUUUGAGAAACAGAUCUUGGUCUCUCAUAACAUCUCCACUCGACAUCGACUUAGAGCCUUUGGAGGACAUGGAUAUGGGCACAUAAUGCAGAACCUGGUGCCAAGAAUGCAAAAUCGAGGCCUAUCACAAGCUAUCAUUGAUCUCAUCCUCAAGGACAACCCAAGAGAUUUCCUCACUUUCAAGGAUCUCUAG
This is a messenger RNA of Darwinula stevensoni, 1157 nucleotides long. The record is from the annotation of a GenBank genome assembly. Lineage: Eukaryota; Metazoa; Arthropoda; Ostracoda; Podocopida; Darwinulidae.